AUGUGUGCACUCCACAUUCUCAAUGGUACAGCUGUGGUGACUUCAAAUAAGUUGGAGUCGUUCAUCCCAGUGGUGGCAGAAAUACCUGAACCACCACCAGGCUAUGCUCGAUCAGGAGAGCCAACUCACAUCAUUGAAAAGAAUUGGAACAGUCUAAUAUACCCAUUACUUGAUGUCCUCACAUAUCACUGGCUAGGUCUCCCCUUGUCAGAGGACUCAAUGUAUAUUGGAGCAUAUGCUGCCCAACAUGGAAUGUCCAAACUCAGUGAACAACUUAGUCUGUUCACUGCAGCAUAUGUAGCAAUGCUUGACCGAUAUUGGCAAAUGGAGUAUGAAAGCCAGGCUCCAAUUGACAGUCUUUCUUGGAAACCUCUUCAAGCCAUAGUUUAUGGUUCAAAACAAGUGCUAUCUGCACGUUUCACUAUCCACACCAUUCCGCUUUAUUUUGGCUGUCUUUCUGCACUCCUUAUUGGUGUGUCAUCUGCUGUCACAUUGCAGAACACUUUCAAUAGGAAAGGUAUUAUGACCAAAGAAGCUGGGAUACUCCACAGCAUUCAGAUGCUUCAAUGGUCCUCUCUGCCCCAUCUGCUCAACAAGCAUCAAUCAUUGCCAGAAUCAAGUGCAGAUGGAUGCAGAGUUGGCAGGGACAUCCUAUUGUUAGAUGUUCAACCUCCACCCACUUCACCUCCGGAGUCAUACCCUACUGCUGCCAUUCCGAUACUCACCUUUGGUCCUGGCAACACACCUCCUUCUACCCCCCAUGCCACCUCUACACCUCCUUCCCUCUCCUCCCCUAUCUCCAUCCGCUCCAAUACUCACCUCGGACCAAACACCGCCCCUCUCGCCACCCUCCUACUCCGCUCCUCCUUCACAACACCUCCACCCUCCCGUCAUCCUCCUACACUUCCCCCGUCCGCUCCGAUACUCACCUUCGGACCUGACAACUCUCGUUUCCGCCACUCCUUCUCCCUUACCUCUCUCCUCCCUCUGGUACUCUUCCGCUGA
Molecule: messenger RNA, 1005 nt
Organism: Cantharellus anzutake
Lineage: Eukaryota; Fungi; Basidiomycota; Agaricomycetes; Cantharellales; Hydnaceae
Exons: 2
Coding region: 1-1005 (334 amino acids)
Source: RefSeq, a predicted model, not a curated record